CCUGUAAACUCAAAACCACCACAAAAAACAGAAACACCAAAAGCACUUUCUCUGUUUUGCCUUUUGUAUGUAAAACUAGGACCUUCCGCUUGUUGUAUUACUUAUGAAGAUGCAGCAGCCUUGCAGUGGAGAAAUGCAAGGAAUGAAUUCACACUUCGAUCAUCAACAAAACCACCACCAACAGAUCCAUCAUCAAAACCCUCCCUUUGAUCCUUCUUCUCAAGAUGAUUUCCUCGAACAAAUGUUAUCUUCUAUUAAUCCUUCCUGUUCGUGGAGUUCCGAGCUGAAGUCCCCCUGGGUUGACCUUGGCGCUUCUGCUUCUGGGAAACUCAACAUUGACUCCAAUUCGGCCUCCGACGAAACGGCGCCGUCGACCCACGAGAAUGUUGGCUUCCAGUUCGAUGACUCUCUGCUUUUAGCUUCCAAGAUGAGGCAACACCAGAUCAGUGGUGGUUCCGCCGGAGUUAACGUUUCACCGGCUGCUGCCGCGGCCGCCGCUAAGUUGAUGUUGCAGCAACAGAUGAUGAUGGGCGCUAGAACCGGCAUGGGGAUGCCGUUAUCCCUUGGAAAUGGUGGCGAAAACGACAUCGUUGAUGCGUCUUCCUUUAAGUCUCCUACCAGUCAUCAGGGAGGGGAGGGUUCAGUGCAGGCAAUGUUUAAUGGGUUUUCCGGAUCUUUGCAUGGAGGGGGUCAGGGUUCGAACCAGCAAGCUCAACAUUUUCAUCAUCCUCAGGCACAAAGUUAUGGGGCAACAACGCAGGUGAUGAACCAGGCUCAGGCUCAGACUCAGACUCAGCCUCAGGUUCAGGCCACUGGGUCAACCGGAGGAAACACGCCGGUCCAGCCAAGACAAAGGGUCAGGGCUCGGAGAGGUCAAGCCACUGACCCUCAUAGUAUAGCUGAAAGGUUACGCAGAGAAAGGAUUGCAGAGAGAAUGAAGGCUCUACAAGAACUCGUACCAAAUGCCAACAAGACAGACAAGGCUUCAAUGCUAGAUGAGAUCAUUGACUAUGUGAAGUUCCUACAGCUGCAAGUGAAGGUUCUGAGCAUGAGCCGAUUGGGCGGUGCUGCUGCUGUAGCUCCCCUUGUUGCUGAUAUUUCCUCUGAGGGAGGAGGAGCAGGAGGUGGUGACUGUAUCCAAGCGAAUGCCAACGGUACAGGUGGCUCCCACAGUACACGUAAUCCUAAUGGUAACCAAACAGCGUCAUCUAACGACAGUUUAACGGUGACGGAACACCAGGUGGCCAAGCUGAUGGAAGAGGAUAUGGGCUCCGCCAUGCAGUACUUACAAGGCAAAGGCCUUUGCCUCAUGCCUAUCUCACUUGCCACUGCGAUCUCAACGGCCACGUGUCACAACAGGAGCCCUAUGAUCAACAAUCUGGGUCCCAACAAUAAUCCCUUACUCCAGUCCAACGGUGAAGGACCUUCCUCUCCUAGCAUGUCUGUUUUAACCGUCCAGUCUGCUACCGUGGCUAAUGGUGCAGCCGACGCCUCCGUGAAAGACGCUGCCUCCGUUUCCAAACCAUGAUAACGGCGAAACUGACUUUCGAUUGAGGCUUCCCAAAGUCUACGAAAAUAAGACGACCUUUAAUUAACGUUAUCACGACGUCGUAUUUGUGUAGACUUUGUGGCUAAAAGCUAACAAAUCCAAGAACGAGUAUUAUCUUUUUUAAUUUUUAAUUUCUAAAUUGGGACCUGUCUUUUUUCUUUA
Messenger RNA from Mangifera indica (mango), 1711 nucleotides. Its product is annotated as bHLH transcription factor RHL1-like. NCBI's taxonomy places the organism in Eukaryota, Viridiplantae, Streptophyta, Magnoliopsida, Sapindales, Anacardiaceae. The record is from RefSeq and is a predicted model, not a curated record. Gene Ontology annotation, cellular component: nucleus. Bases 104 to 1528 code for a protein of 474 amino acids. Gene Ontology annotation, biological process: regulation of transcription by RNA polymerase II. The transcript is spliced from 7 exons. Gene Ontology annotation, molecular function: RNA polymerase II cis-regulatory region sequence-specific DNA binding; protein dimerization activity; DNA-binding transcription factor activity, RNA polymerase II-specific.